Nomascus leucogenys (northern white-cheeked gibbon) is the source of this 2170-nucleotide messenger RNA. RefSeq names its product MFSD2 lysolipid transporter A, lysophospholipid (gene MFSD2A). NCBI's taxonomy places the organism in Eukaryota, Metazoa, Chordata, Mammalia, Primates, Hylobatidae. Gene Ontology annotation, cellular component: membrane. Gene Ontology annotation, biological process: carbohydrate transport. The record is from RefSeq and is a predicted model, not a curated record. Gene Ontology annotation, molecular function: lysophospholipid:sodium symporter activity.
AGAACUAUAAGAGGCACGGAGGGGGCGUGCAGCAGAGUGCGUGCCUCGCCUGCCAGCCGGCUUGGCUAGCGCGCGGCGGCCGUGGCUAAGGCUGCUACGACGCGAGCUUGGGAGGAGCAGCGGCCUGCGGGGCAGAGGAGCAUCCCGUCGACCCGGUCCCAGGCGGCGUGGCCCGCGGGUCAUGGCCAAAGGAGAAGGCGCCGAGAGCGGCUCCGCGGCGGGGCUGCUGCCCACCAGCAUCCUCCAAACCACUGAACGCCCGGCCCAGGUGAAGAAAGAACCGAAACAGAAGAAACAACAGUUGUCUGUUUGCAACAAGCUUUGCUAUGCACUUGGGGGAGCCCCCUACCAGGUGACAGGCUGUGCCCUGGGUUUCUUCCUUCAGAUCUACCUAUUGGAUGUGGCUCAGGUGGGCCCUUUCUCUGCCUCCAUCAUCCUGUUUGUGGGCCGAGCCUGGGAUGCCAUCACAGACCCCCUGGUGGGCCUCUGCAUCAGCAAAUCCCCCUGGACCUGCCUGGGUCGCCUUAUGCCCUGGAUCAUCUUCUCCACGCCCCUGGCCAUCAUUGCCUACUUCCUCAUCUGGUUCGUGCCCGACUUCCCACACGGCCAGACCUAUUGGUACCUGCUUUUCUAUUGCCUCUUUGAGACGAUGGUCACGUGUUUCCACGUUCCCUACUCGGCUCUCACCAUGUUCAUCAGCACGGAGCAGACUGAGCGGGAUUCUGCCACCGCCUAUCGUAUGACUGUGGAAGUGCUGGGCACAGUGCUGGGCACGGCGAUCCAGGGGCAAAUCGUGGGCCAAGCAGACACGCCUUGUUUCCAGGACCUCAAUAGCUCUACAGUAGCUUCACAAAGUGCCAACCAUACACAUGGCACCACCUCACACAGGGAAACGCAAAAGGCAUACCUGCUGGCAGCGGGGGUCAUCGUCUGUAUCUAUAUAAUCUGUGCUGUCAUCCUGAUCCUAGGCGUGCGGGAGCAGAGAGAACCCUAUGAAGCCCAGCAGGCUGAGCCGAUCGCCUACUUCCGGGGCCUACGGCUGGUCAUGAGCCAUGGCCCAUACAUCAAGCUUAUUACCGGCUUCCUCUUCACCUCCUUGGCUUUCAUGCUGGUGGAGGGGAACUUUGUCUUGUUUUGCACCUACACCUUGGGCUUCCGCAAUGAAUUCCAGAAUCUGCUCCUGGCCAUCAUGCUCUCAGCCACUUUCACCAUUCCCAUCUGGCAGUGGUUCCUGACCCGGUUUGGCAAGAAGACAGCUGUAUAUGUCGGGAUCUCAUCAGCAGUGCCGUUUCUCAUCUUGGUGGCCCUCAUGGAGAGUAACCUCAUCAUUACAUAUGCGGUAGCUGUGGCAGCUGGCAUCAGUGUGGCAGCUGCCUUCUUACUACCCUGGUCCAUGCUGCCUGAUGUCAUUGAUGACUUCCAUCUGAAGCAGCCCCACUUCCACGGAACCGAGCCCAUCUUCUUCUCCUUCUACGUCUUCUUCACCAAGUUUGCCUCUGGAGUGUCACUGGGCAUUUCCACCCUCAGUCUGGACUUUGCAGGGUACCAGACCCGUGGCUGCUCGCAGCCGGAACGUGUCAAGUUGACACUGAACAUGCUUGUGACCGUGGCUCCCGUAGCUCUCAUCCUGCUGGGCCUGCUGCUCUUCAAAAUGUACCCCAUUGAUGAGGAGAGGCGGCGGCAGAAUAAGAAGGCCCUGCAGGCACUGAGGGACGAGGCCAGCAGCUCUGGCUGCUCAGAAACAGACUCCACAGAGCUGGCUAGCAUCCUCUAGGGCCCGCCACGUUGCCCGAAGCCACCAUGCAGAAGGCCACAGGAGGGAUCAGGACCUGUCUGCCGGCUUGCUGAGCAGCUGGACUGCAGGUGCUAGGAAGGGAACUGAAGACUCAAGGAGGUGGCCCAGGACACUUGCUGUGCUCACUGUGGGGCCGGCUGCUCUGUGGCCUCCUGCCUCCCCUCUGCCUGCCUGUGGGGCCAAGCCCUGGGGCUGCCACUGUGAAUAUGCCAAGGACUGAUCGGGCCUAGCCCGGAACACUAAUGUAGAAAUCUUUUUUUACAGAACCUAAUUAAUAACUUAAUGACUGUGUACAUAGCAAUGUGUGUGUAUGUAUAUGUCUGUGAGCUAUUAAUGUUAUUAAUUUUCAUAAAAGCUGGAAAACAGCUGCCUGUU